GGAAGUAAACAUUCAACAUGUCGGCUCUGCGACAAACACCGCUGACUUGCAGUGGACAUACUCGACCAGUUGUUUAUUUGAAUUUUAGUGACAUAACUCCGUAUGGAUAUUUCAGCAUAAGCGCUUGCAAAGAUGGAAAGCCAAUGUUGCGGCAGGGUGACACAGGGGACUGGAUUGGUACCUUCGAGGGUCACAAGGGAGCCGUGUGGGGAGCCACGCUGAACCGAGAUGCCACCAGGGCUGCAACCGGUGCUGCAGAUUUUACUGCCAAACUCUGGGAUGCAGAGAAGGGCGAGGAGAUGCACACCUUCGCCCACAAGCACAUUGUGAAGUGUGUGGAUUUCUCCGCUGAUAGCAACUUCCUCCUCACCGGAACCCAGGAAAAAAACCUCCGCAUAUUUGAUCUGUCAAAGCCAGAAGCAGAGCCACGCGUAUUAAGUGGGCACACUGCCAACGUCCGAUCAGCCUUGUUCACAAAGGGAGAUAAAUCUAUCAUCAGCAUAUCAGAUGAUAAAACUGUCAGACUCUGGGAUGUUAGCAGUGGUACCGAGGUGAGGAAGAUUGAUCUGCCAGCACAGCCAUCUAGCCUGGAGUUGGCCCGUGAUGGAAGUGUCUUCCUGGUCACAUAUGGCCAUAAAACAUGCUUUUGGAAUUCUGAUACUUUUGAUAGCGAGAGGGAGUAUGAAUCUCUAGCUCCUGUAAACUCAUCGUCUCUCCAUCCUUCAAAGAACAUCUUUGUUUCUGGAGGCGAGGACUUCAAAAUGUACAAGUACGACUACGAAACUGGAGAAGAACUUGAAUCGUUCAAGGGACAUUUUGGUCCAGUACACUGUGUGAGGUUUUCUCCUGAUGGGGAGUUAUAUGCCAGCGGCAGUGAAGACGGAACUCUACGUUUGUGGCAGACAACUGUCGGCAAAACAUACGGCUUGUGGAAAUGCAUCUCUCCAGAAGACAACCUCUCAAACUCAGAUUCCAACAUUCCUCUGAAGGCGGAGGCAUAACAUUUGCUCUCCGUAGUGCUCAAACAUCUUGCUUCAUUUUCACAGCUAAGGCUAUUUAGCAAUUGUUUUGCUUUGAACUUCAACAGAACUAAAACAUGUCGGCUGCCUGUCAAUCAUGUCCGAUGGAAUGAUAAUGAAGACGAUUGGUUUUAGGGGGAAUGCAAGCCACAACAAAUACAUGCAGCACAAAUACUAAUUAUCCUCAACUGUUGUCGUUAUGUAAAUUUCGGGUUAAGUUCAGACUAGUUUCUGUUCUUGCUUGACCAAGGGACCCUACUGAGAGUGUUGACAAAGAAUGUUGACAAAGAAUGUUGACAAAGAAUGUGCCAGUAAUCAAUGUAUUGACUGUAGGACCAUUUUUCUGUUGUGUUUUUGUUGUUUUAUUUCCCCGAAUUCAACUGGCAUGACAUGAAAAUGAUUCAAGAUCAACAUGUUUUAAGUGUCCUAAAUAUGAUGUAUUGGCAAGAAGCAAAAUAAAUAAAGUCUUGUCUAAA
Messenger RNA from Haliotis rubra (blacklip abalone), 1495 nucleotides. Its product is annotated as serine-threonine kinase receptor-associated protein-like. Gene Ontology annotation, cellular component: SMN complex. Gene Ontology annotation, biological process: spliceosomal snRNP assembly. Gene Ontology annotation, molecular function: RNA binding; protein binding. The record is from RefSeq and is a predicted model, not a curated record. NCBI's taxonomy places the organism in Eukaryota, Metazoa, Mollusca, Gastropoda, Lepetellida, Haliotidae.